UAAACCAAGAAAAGGACAUAGUAUACUCAGGGUACAAUAUUCAACAACUUUUGUGUCCUGUUCCAUUCCAAGCAGCCACACUAUCUUCUGCAAAGACUUUCCACAGUCUUCUCCGUACCCUCUUCAUUAUCUCCCCCAAAUCUUCUUUCUUUAACCCUUUUCUUACUGUUUCUUGAUCUUCACACAACACAUGGAUGCCAAAGAUCAGAUCACACACACACCCCCUUCAGGGGUUCACUUGUGUCAUAGAUGUGGGUGGCCUUUUCCUAACCCACACCCAAGUGCUAAACACCGGCGAGCACAUAAGAAGAUCUGUGGAACCAUUGAUGGUUAUACUAGUUUGAUUGGUUCAGAAGUGGGUUCAGAUGAUGAUAAAGAAAAGACCCCUAGUCCCAAGAUUGUGGAGAAGGUAGGUGGGAUGAGGGUGAGUUUUAGUAGAUCUGAAGAUGAGGUGUUUUCAGAUGCAGUUACUGAAUUUCCAGAUAGUGGAUCUGCAAGCAAAACUCUGGAUAGGGAUUUGUUUUUUUCGUUUAAAGACGCCGAAAAUGACGGUGCUAAUGAGUUCUUAAAUGAUCCAAUAGAGAUCAGCAAAGUCGAUGCCAGCGUUGAAGUUUCUGAAAAGAUUAACACCCAUGUAGAGAAAUCUGAAGAAACUGAGAUAGCAACUGUGGGUGAUUCAUCUGAGUCAAACCAUGAGUUGACCGACACUGGUUUGGUCAAAGAUGGAGUCAUGGGACACGCACCUGAGCCAGGUCACAUUUCCCAUUCACAAGAGACUAAAUCUAUUGAUGUCGUGGAGGCAGAGGAGGAAAAAGGUCAAGAAAGUCAAACCUCUGAAAGUAGUACCAAAGAAGCUAUAGAUUCAGAGUUGACCAAAACACCCCCUGAAGUUUCUGCAAUUGUCGGUGGAUACCAUGAUAACGUUAAGCAGGAGAUCAAAUCUGAUUACGUACACGUUUCAGAAGUUGUUAACGAUUAUAAAACUGUUGAAGAAACCAAUAUCGAAAAGUUUGGUUUGGAAUAUGAAGUUUCUUCAGAAGUUGUUAAAGAAUCUGAAACCGAUCGUUUAGAGGAAGUUGCUGAAGAAAUUAUGGAUAAAAAAUCCGAAUCUGAUCAUAAACAAGAUCCAGAAGUGGCCAAAGAACCUGCAAGUGUUCAAAACGUUUCGGUUUUGAUUGAAAAGGAGAAUUCUGGUGCACCAAAUGUACAGAUUCAGGAAGUUUUCGACGAACCCGUUGCGGUUAUAACUGAAAAAAAGGAUCUUGAAGCACACAAGUUGGAAAAAAGCUCGAUACAACAGAUUCAAGAAGUUGUGAGGGAACCCGACACAGUUUUGACUGAAAAAGAGGAUCUUGCUGGACCCCACUUGGAAAAAGAAUUAAAAGAACACACCCAUAAAGUUUUCGAGAACCCCGUAUCUGUUUUGACUGAAAAACAGGAUCUUGGUGUACCAGAUUUGGAAAAAAACUCAAAAGAACAGAUUCAAGAAGUUGUUAAGCAACCCGACACAAUUUUAACCGAAAAAGAGGAUCUUGGUGGACCCCACUUGGAAGAACAAUCAAACAAACACAACCAUGAAGUCGUAGAAAAACCGGAUCCAGUACUGACCGAAACUCAGUAUAUGGGUCCACCCAAACCGGAAAAAUGUUCAAAAGAACAUGUUGAAGAGCCCGAUUUAGUUUUGACCAAAAAGGAGGAUCUUGGUGCACUUAAGUCGGAAACAUGCUCAAAAGUAGAUGAUAAUAGCAGUGUUGUUGCUGAUGUCAGCAUUGAUAAUUCUGUUGUCAAUGGCAAGAAUGCAUCUGAUGUUGUUCGUGUGCCUAUAGAAGAAGCUAAGAUUAAAAAUCAAGAUUCUGGUGCAGCUUUAUCAGCAGUUUCAAGUGGCCGCAGUAGUUUGGAGGGAAAUUGGGGCUCGGUUUCAGUGCUUUCUACUGCUUCAAUUGAUGCUGGAUCUUUACAAUCGACUGAAAAGUCAAAAGUCAACUUCGGGAAGUCAAAUGCAGCAACAUCCGAUGUUUUCGAGCCACCGUCAUUCAUGACACUAGUGGAAACCGAAAGCAAAGAUAAGAAACCGGAAUCUUCUGAGGUGCUAGACUCACAAAAACAACCAAAUUCCGAAGUUUCACAAGCCGGGUGGUUCCCAACUUUGACCAAAGUCAACAAUGAAUCCGAAGGGAGAAAGAGAAACGAGGAAGCGAUUGCAAAGGUUACAAACUGGAGCACCGGGAAACAGUCUAUACCUCUAAAGAACCUGUUGGGUGAAGCCAAAUCGCCAGGUGGCGCACAACCCGAGCCCGUGGUUAAGAAAGAUGAAGCUGUGGUCAACCCUCCGGUCAACAAUGACGUGUCAUCACCACCAAAGCUGAUUGAUGAGAGUAAGAAAGGGAAGAAGAAGGUAAAGGGUUUAAGUUCGUGGGUACCAUUUGUAUGCUGUUCUUCGGUAAAUGUUGUUAACUAGAAGAUGAUGCGAAUGCAGCAACGCUUUUGGAUACUUUGCUUGAUCGGGUCUACAUUUGUUGCUAAAACCGUUGCAAAGUCUGACGUUCCCCUUUUGUAUAUUUUUAUAUAGUAGAUGGAUCAUGAUUGUUUCUUCAAGUGAUAAUAGAAUGGUUGAUUUGUACUUA
Molecule: messenger RNA, 2624 nt
Organism: Helianthus annuus (common sunflower)
Lineage: Eukaryota; Viridiplantae; Streptophyta; Magnoliopsida; Asterales; Asteraceae
Product: SNF2 domain-containing protein CLASSY 3
Exons: 5
Coding region: 191-2458 (755 amino acids)
Source: RefSeq, a predicted model, not a curated record